Messenger RNA from Pogona vitticeps (central bearded dragon), 726 nucleotides. NCBI's taxonomy places the organism in Eukaryota, Metazoa, Chordata, Lepidosauria, Squamata, Agamidae. The record is from RefSeq and is a predicted model, not a curated record.
AUGUGGGCCUUCUGGUGCAUGUCCGAGUCCAACGAUUCCAUCGACCACCGCUUGGAACCAGGGAUCUUCCAGGGCUUGGUGUGGGCCUUCUGGUGCAUGUCUGAGUCCAACGAUUCCAUCGACCACCGCUUGCGGCUUGUCAGCACACUUAUGGGCGCCGCCCUAUUUGAGAACUGCACUGGCUGCAUCAUGUGCUCGGAGGACAACGGGUGCAUCUCCUGCCAGCAGAGGCUCUUCCUGCUCAUCUGGAGGGACGGGAUACGCCAAUAUGGGGCCUGUGUCCACUCCUGUCCGCCGGGCUACUUCGGAGUCCGAGGCCAAGAGGUCAACCGAUGCAUUAAAUGCCGGUCACCCAGCUGUGAAAGCUGCUUCAGCAAAGACUUCUGCAUGAAAUGCAAAGAGCAAUUUUAUCUGUACAAAGGCAAGUGCUUUAGCUCCUGUCCGCCAGACACCAUGGCCCAGCAGAGUACCCGGGAAUGCCAAGAACAAUGCGAGCGGGGCCCGUGGAGUCCCUGGAGCCCCUGCAGCAACCAAGGGCGGACGUGCGGCUGCCGGUGGGGCUCCACGGUGAGGGUGCAAGAGGCUCUCAGGAACAGCAAAGAGGAUCCCGCCGCAUGCCCCGUGCUCAGCGAGUCCAGGAAAUGCCGUAUGAAGAAGCACUGCCCUGGAGGUAAGUCUUGGGCAAGAAGCAGGAUGGGGAGGAACAACCCACUGGGGUCCCUGUGA